Molecule: messenger RNA, 1515 nt
Organism: Carya illinoinensis
Lineage: Eukaryota; Viridiplantae; Streptophyta; Magnoliopsida; Fagales; Juglandaceae
Exons: 1
Coding region: 1-1515 (504 amino acids)
Source: RefSeq, a predicted model, not a curated record
AUGGAUGAAAUUGAAGAUAGGUGGAAUAAGCUAAGGCUUACGAAGGAAGAGGAAGUGGUCAUUGAGCUCCCUCAAGGAGGAGAAGAGGAGAUACAGUGCAAGGGUGAUAGAAGUCUUAUCGGGAAGAUAUGUUCGGAUCGAGCUAUUAGCAAGGAAGUCAUAGCUAAUGCAAUGGGGAAAAUUUGGAGAAUCAGCAAACGAGCGGUGUUUCAGGAGGUGGAAAAGAACGUUUUUGUUAUUACUUUUGCUAACCAUGCUGAUAGACAGAGGAUCUUAGAUGGUAAACCCUGGCUAUUUGCAAGUAUGCUAUUUAUGAUUCUACCUUAUGAUGGAGACUUACAACCCAGGAAUAUGCAUGUCGAUAAAGAAACAUUCUGGUUACAAGUUCACAAUCUCCCAUUAGGCUUUAUGACAGAAGAGUGGGGUCAUCGAAUCGAAGCAUCGGUAGGAGAGGUGCUGGAUGUCGAUGUUGAUGAGGACGGGAUAGGAUGGGGCAAAUGUCUGAGGGUGAGAGUUGAAAUAAAACUACAAAAGGCCAUAGCUAGAGGUAGAACUAUAAUGGCAAAUGGGAAAAAGGUAUGGCUGAGUUUUAAGUACGAGAAACUUCCAAAGAUAUGCUUCAGCUGCGGGUGGAUCCUACACGGUGAAAACGGUUGCAUGAAUGAAGAAGAAGGAAACCAGGGUUCCAGUUCUCAGUUUGGUUCGUGGCUAAGGGCAGAGGACAGUUAUAAACGACGGCCAAUCCUUAUUCCCUCAAAUGCUAACUCAAACGGCCGUGAGGAAGGACAACGGGAUCCUGUAAAGGAAGCCGGGGGCAUCAAAGCAGAAGGUUCUAUGGGAAGCACUGCGAGUAGGAGACAAGCUGAAGGUUUAGCCUUGAACCAAAACAGAGUGUGGUCCGGUGGCAGUGAGAACCAUGGUAUUGGAGGAGGAACGGUAACAGUGGACAAGAGGCGAAAGAUUUUGGCGGGAGAAGGAGAGAAGACUUCUACAGAGGACGAGAUUGAUGGGACACAGUACGAGGCAAUGCAGAGCGUAGGCAUGAGUCUACACUGUGAAGGAAACAUGCAUGGGGACGAGGAUCAUACAGGGCAGGAAACAAGUGAUGCAUUGAUGGGCUUAAAUACAAAGGGCUUGGCAAAAGUGGCUUUGGAAAAAUCUAAAACUAAGAACGGGCCCAACAAACAAACCCAAGAGAAGAAACAAGAUGAAGGGGAAGGGCCGACGAAGGAAAGGGAUGUGUCCAAAAGUCAGUUACUGGCAACGAAUCAAACAGAAGGAGUAGCGACUUAUAACCAAGGGAGUUGCAGGUGGAAACGCCAUGCUAGAGGACAGGGAUCAACUCCUACGGAGGGAGGUCUGCGACCGGGGACCAAGAGACCAGCAGAGACUAAUGAAGAGGACCAAGUUGCACCAGCAAGGAAAAGACGAGGUAAAACUGUGUGCUACAAAAGUGAUGGAAAUGUCACUUCUAAAGCGGUGGAGUUUAGUGACCAGCCCCACCGAAGGCCAUGA